This is a messenger RNA of Closterium sp. Naga37s-1, 843 nucleotides long. NCBI's taxonomy places the organism in Eukaryota, Viridiplantae, Streptophyta, Zygnematophyceae, Desmidiales, Closteriaceae. The record is from the annotation of a GenBank genome assembly.
AUGCGUGGGGAUCUUUGUUCUCAUGCCGAGGGAACGCUGAUUCCCGAGCUGCAGCGCCAGGGUCUCCGCAUACCUCUGCAGCCUGUUCCCGUUAUCGACGACAACGGAUACAUAUGCGUCGACCCACCGGUGGACAUCCGAAGAGAGCUGCUAGACCACAAGGAGAAGUUCGCUGUGAUUGAGCACGACAUACAGGUUCUGACGGCCAAGAUCGAGUAUCUGGUUAUCCGCAAAGGCGUGACGUCGGACGAGCUGGACGCAGGGGCGCGCCAACACCUGGGUGCCGUGGUCGACACGCUGGUGCCGACGGCGACUCCACGCAAGCACGCCAAAGCAGAAACCACCGCGGACGGAAGUGGCCAGAUGGAGGUCGCGCGGACUCCUCCGACGCGUGCACUGGCGGCAGUGCCAUCAGUCUCUCCUUGUCCUGCACCUCACACACCUGCCGUGAAAGAUAGCCAAGUUACUGCCGGCGACGCGACACCUGCUGUGGUCAGGCAACAACAGCCGCGCUACGACUCCCGUGCCCGCAGCUCCAGGCGCUGGAACAGAUGGAGGGAGUGGAGAGCCGCAAUGGCUGGCCUGGACGAUGCGCAGCCGGUCGAGACCCGUUCGCGGCGAAAGGGCAGAGUGUCCCGGGCCAUUAGUGACGUUGAGGAGGUGGAGGCGACCACGCAGACUACAGAGGACCAGCCUAUGGCUGAAGAGCCAGAGGACCCACCAGAGGACUACACGGAUGACGAUGAGUCCGUUGACGAUGAUGCUGUGUAUGAACCGGGAAACGAUGAUUUCGACGAAGAAGAUGACUGGGAGGAGGUCAACCGUGCAGAGGGUGAUGCCUGA